GCGGUCGUGUUGUUGGAGCAAGUGCACGGGUCACUCUGCCCUCAAACAUGUCGACCGAGUGAACUUCUCCGCGAGUACGAGGUUUCCCGCGGCGAGGUCGUCCGUGCUCGGGGCGGUGCCUUGAUCGCGGUGCUCCGGUUCGAGUGCUACCCGAAGAAGGACGCGGCCUCUUGUCCGAGAGAACCGCCAGCAUGAGCGUGGAGAUGCUGCUGGCGCUGAACGCGUCGUGCGCCGAGUGCGACUCGCUGGGGCCGCCGCCGUCCGCCAUCCUGACGCUGCCGCCGCCGCCCAUGCCCGCCUUCCUGAGGGCGAGCAGUGACGGCGCGGCGGACGGGGACGCGCCCUGCGACCCCCUGCAGGGCCUCGAGGGGCUGACGCUGACCUGCGACUGGCCGGGCGGCCGCGCCGGCACCCCCGGCGUGGAGUUCGUGGAGCUGCCCCGCCAGGUCGGCGGCAUGGGGGUGAACGCGGACGACGACACGUGGUUCAUGGUGCUCGUCUCGUGCUGCGCCGGCGUCAUCCUCCUGGGCGCCGUCCUCGCCGUCGUCCUCAUGCGCUGCCGACAGGGCCGCGGCAGCAAGUGCGUGCUGUCCCUGGACCCGUCCGCCCUGGACGGCCACGGCGGUAAGUCGUCCAAGCUGGUGGGCGUGCACGGCGAGGUGCUGUACCCGGACCCGCUGGCGCUGUGGGCCGCGCUCACGCCGUCCGGCGGCACGCAGCACUUCGUGGGGGCAGCGCAGCUAGCGCAGCCCGUGGCGCCCCCACCCCACCUGCAGCUGACGCAGCGCCACCUGACGGCGCCGUCGCCGACCCCGCAAAGGGCCUCGCCACCCGUGGACCCGCAAGGCCUGCAAGACCUGGCCGCCGCCGAGCCCGAGUACGCCAUGCCACCACCCCCCGCCCCGCAGCCCCACAGCCACUCCCAGCCCCGGCACCACGCCAAGCCCAAGCACGUCCACAUCAACAAGAUGGCCACGCUGAGCCAUGCGUCCCACGCCGCCAACCUGGGCAACCUGGGCGCCAUGAUUGACACCAGCAGCUUCGACAACUCCGGCUUCGUGGACUCGGACGACCAGCUGCUCUGCGCCGACGCGUACCCGCACCUCAACUACUACCACACGGUGGGGGGCAACCGGCGCGCCGCCGCAAUUCACAGCGUCAUGGCAGCUGCGGCGCACGGGGCCCACAGCAGGCCCAAGGUGUCCUCGCCGACGCACAUCGCCAACCCCAACAUGCCGCCGCUCAACCUGCACCCCACGGCCAGCAUGGCCAGCAUGCACGGCCACGGCGCCAUGCCGGGCGCGGCCAACGCGGCCAACAAAGCCUCUCAGUACCACAGAAUGAGCAAAGAACUGAACAAGAUCAAAAGAAAUCCACAAUUUUCACAACAAAACAACAAAGAGAGACAUCACAAUUUUCAAACACAAGCAUCAAGACUUUUGUUCCAAAGUCUUAAUGAUGAAAGCAGUCUACUCAAAAAUAAGAAUCUGACAAAGGAGCAGCAAGGAAUAAAACAGCUCUUAAAUAGUGAAACAGAACAAAUAAAUAAAUCAAAACACACAAAGUUGUAG
Messenger RNA from Thrips palmi, 1571 nucleotides. RefSeq lists its product as uncharacterized. NCBI's taxonomy places the organism in Eukaryota, Metazoa, Arthropoda, Insecta, Thysanoptera, Thripidae. The record is from RefSeq and is a predicted model, not a curated record. The transcript is spliced from 6 exons. Bases 192 to 1571 code for a protein of 459 amino acids.